This is a messenger RNA of Cladocopium goreaui, 2172 nucleotides long. The record is from the annotation of a GenBank genome assembly. NCBI's taxonomy places the organism in Eukaryota, Dinophyceae, Suessiales, Symbiodiniaceae.
CAACCGUUUCUGCAACCGUUUGGGCACUGAGUUUCCUCCCGGGGAAACCAUAGAACCGGGCGGCUGCCGCCUGAGCCCGCGGCGUGCACGACGGUCCCCGUUCCGUCUCGAUGCACCACGUGUGUUGUUUGCUCACAUUUCAGGAUGAUACCAGCAGUGCGCUGUACAUGUAAGGCUUUGCUGCUCUUUGGAGGCCUUGCCAUAUCCGUUGCAUAUACUCCUCCUGCACUGGAACAGUCGCUGGAGCAUGCCUCGAGCCCGGAUGCGGGCCGGCUUCUCCGCAAACAGGACAAGCUCCGGCUGGCUGUUGCAGUUGAUAGUCACGCAGAUGUCUCAAAGCCGUUCAACCUUGGAAAUCCUGAAUCCUUGGCGAUGAUGGAAGAGGAUAGUGGAGAUGGGGAUGGAGAUGGUGAUGGUGAUGGUGAUGGCGAAGCAGCAGAGGCCACUGAAGAAGCAGCAGAGGCACCAGCUGAAGGCGCUGCAGAAGGAGCCGAUGCCGCUGAGGGAGCUGCCGAGGGAGCCGCCGACGGAGCUGCCGAGGGAGCCGCCGACGGAGCCGCCGAUGGAGCCGAGGGAGUCACUUUGGUGGUGGCUCUGGUUGCUUUUGCGGGGCCCAAGUUGUAUGAGAUGGCGACUGCCAAGCCCCAGCUGCCCGGCCGUUUGAACGAGAUCAAGAGCGACCCUGCAGAUCAGGAAGUUUGGGCAAAGUCCAAGGCUCGCCAGACUUACAGGAAGUCGGUGCUUGCAGCACAGUCCAACAAGAGCAGCAGCGAUAGUGAGGAUGGCAACAAGCCGGCCACGCGUGGAAGUGCCAGUGCCUCAAACGAGGCGACACCAUCUCCACAAAAGGAAUUUCAGCUGCCCAAUGGGGCGAAGAUGAAGAACCGCCUUUGCAAAGCCGCCAUGACUGAGCACAUGGCGGAUCCUCAAAGCAACCUGCCCAAUGAGCAACACAUCAAGGUCUAUGAGGUUUGGGCCAAUGGCGGUUUGGGCACAUGCAUAACUGGCAACGUGCAAGUGGACAAACGUUAUUUGGAGGGUCCCCGGAAUGUGGUGCUGGAAAGAGAUACGCCUCUGGAGAAAUUUUGCGAGCUGGCCAAGGCCUGCAAGAUGAGCGGAUGCCUGGCCAUCAUGCAGAUCAGCCAUGCUGGUCGACAAUGUCCAAGCUCUGUGUGCAGUCAGCCACUGUGUCCCUCCAAGGUGGCGUUGAAGAUGCCGGGGCUCCCAUCCUUCAUGACGAGCCUCAUGGUGCGACAGCCACGGGAGAUGACGUCUGUGGAGAUCGAGGAUGUGGUGGAACGUUUUGCCACCACGGCCCAACGGGCUGAGGAGGCCGGAUUCGAUGGGGUCCAGGUGCAUAGUGCGCAUGGCUACCUGCUCUCCAGCUUUUUGUCACCACAUACUAACCGCCGCACUGAUGAAUAUGGUGGCAGCGCAGAGAAACGAAGGGCUCUGCUGUUGAAGAUUGUAAGUAAGAUCCGAGAGCGCGUGCAGAAUGGUUUCGUGCUGAUGGUGAAGCUGAAUUCAGCCGAUUUCCAGCACGGUGGUUUCUCAGAAGAAGAAUCGCUGGAAGUCUUGAAGGCCUUAGAAGCAACUGCGGGCGUCGACAUGGUGGAAAUCAGUGGUGGAACCUACGAGAAGAUGGAAGCCAUGCAGACGGUGAAGGACUCCACGCGUCAACGCGAGGCCUUCUUUCUGGAGUUUGCCCAGAAAGCCCGUGCCACCUGCAACAUCCCCCUGAUGCUGACGGGUGGAUUCAGCUCAGCUGCCGCCAUGAACGAAGCGCUGCAGUCCAAAGCUGUGGAUGUGAUCGGCCUGGCGCGGCCACUCUGUGUGUAUCCGGAUGGCCCAAAGCAGUUGAUCAGUGGUGAAAUCACAGCACUAAAGCGACACGCUCCGGUCAUUGGAAUCAGGUAUAUUGACAACUCCCUGGGUGCGGCCUUCAACAAUUUUUGGCAUAACGCUCACAUUCGCAACCUGGCCACCGGCUCACCCGUCCAACUUGAGAAGUUGAGACCCAGCAUCCUGAAGAUGCUCAUCCUGGACAUGACCUUUACCUACAUUUGGGACCCACAGCGAAAUCCCCGGAAGACGCGUUGCAUUGUGGCGUCGCUGGCGCUGCUGGUUGUGCUGUUGGUAACUGGAGGGUUGGUCCUGGCCCUAGGCCGGUAG